AUGAGUUCAGACGAGGAAGACUUUAACGAUAUCUAUGGUGAUGAACACCAAGAUCAACAACAGACAGUUUCUAAUGAAAGUAAACCAGUAGAUUCAACCACCGCUCCAAGCACUGAGUCAGCCAGCGUUCCAAUGGAUCCCUUGGCUGCUUUGCAAGCUUUAUCAUCUAACUUAAAUAAUAGUAAUAACACUGAUAACAACAAUGAUAAAGAUACUAGCUCCGGAUCACAGACAACUGCUGAUGGUAAUGCUGUUAGCUCAGAGCAAAAUGGAUCAAAUGUUAGCUCAGAGCCUCAAGUUAGCAACCAAACGCAAAACUCUGAACAAAGAGAAAGCAUUGAGGAAGCUAACAGAAGACAAGUCAAAGCUGACCUAUCUAGAGAAAACUGUAAAAUGUUUAUUGGUGGUCUGAAUUGGGAAACUACCGAAGAUGGUUUACGUGAAUACUUCAGCAAGUACGGUAAUGUUGUAGAACUUAAAAUCAUGAAAGAUCCAAACACUGGUAGAUCCAGAGGUUUUGGUUUCUUGAGUUUCGAUGCACCAAGUUCCGUUGACGAAGUCGUGAAGACACAACAUAUUCUUGACGGUAAAGUAAUAGAUCCAAAGAGAGCUAUCCCAAGAGAAGAACAAGAUAAGACAGGUAAAAUCUUUGUAGGUGGUUUGGGUACAGAUGUAAGGCCAAAAGAAUUCGAAGAAUACUUCUCCCAAUGGGGUACCAUCAUUGAUGCACAAUUAAUGCUUGAUAAGGAUACUGGUAGAUCCAGAGGUUUUGGAUUUGUUACAUAUGACUCACCAGACGCUGCAGAAAAGGUAUGUGAAUCAAGGUAUAGAGAAUUCAAAGGUAAGCAAAUAGAAAUAAAAAGAGCAGAGCCAAGACACCAGCAGAAGCAGGCUGGACAGCAAGCUGUAAGUCCUCCUGUGGCCGGCAUGGGCAUGAAUCCAAUGUCUAACCCAAUGGCCAACCCAAUGGCUGGCAUGUAUCAAAAUCCGAUGAUGGGUGGUUUCAACCCUAUGUUUAACCCACAAGCUAUGCAAGAUUACUACCAAAAGAUGCAAGAAUAUUAUCAGCAACUACAACAGCAAACGGGCAUGGAUUAUUCUCAAAUGUUCCAACAGCAGAUGUCAAUGAUGAUGCCAGGAUUCCAAAUGCCACCAAUGAAUGCUGAUGGCUCUGGUUCUCCUCUAAAUAAUGCCGGUUCUGAAAAUACUCCAUCUGGUGACGACCAUAACGGAAGCGAUAACUCUUCUUCUUCUAAUGUGCAAACGAUUGGUGGUGACAGUAAUGAUAGUAAUUCAGCAUCAAAUGAGAGAAAUGAGGACGGCAGUAAUAGAAUGAAGAAAAACUCGUUACCAAAGAAUAUACCAAGAGGGCCUAGAGGACCCAGUGAAAGAAAUGACAGAGGUUCAUAUCACAGAGACCGUUCUGGUGGUUCCCGUCAUGGUGGUUACCAUGGCUCUAGUAAUGGUUCAUACAGAAGAGAACGUGGCGGUUACAACGGAGGGCGUCGCAGCAAUGGAUAUCACCCUUAUAACAGAUCAUAA
Molecule: messenger RNA, 1542 nt
Organism: Nakaseomyces glabratus
Lineage: Eukaryota; Fungi; Ascomycota; Saccharomycetes; Saccharomycetales; Saccharomycetaceae
Product: RNA-binding protein
Biological process (GO): regulation of translation
Molecular function (GO): mRNA binding
Source: RefSeq, a predicted model, not a curated record